Messenger RNA from Psylliodes chrysocephalus, 2647 nucleotides. The record is from the annotation of a GenBank genome assembly. NCBI's taxonomy places the organism in Eukaryota, Metazoa, Arthropoda, Insecta, Coleoptera, Chrysomelidae.
CCUGCCUUACCCGCAAUUUGUCAUCUCGUCUACAAAACUUUAAGCGCGACUUAAUCUGGAUCCAGUUCAAAUCCGAAUCUUCGAAAUGACGCCAUUAAUUUUUCUCUUAGCGAUACAAAGUGUUUGGGGUACAGAAAAUAUUUUCGCGACAGAAAAGUUUUUCCCUAGUGAUGUGAUCGAAGUUUUUUCUGGAAGCGGUAUCGAAACUUCGGCUCGAAUUGAAAACAACCCUGACAGUAACGAACCAGUGAGGAGAUUUUUGAAAAGCUACAAUUCUUUAAGACCUGUUGCAGUACUAGCUGACGAAACUGAGGAAAGCCUUGCAGCUGCUGCUGAUUUUAUGCAGGAUGUUUUUAGGAUAGCGCCUGGUGCCAAGCAAAUAACGUUUUUUGUGUCAAAGUUCAACAGUUCAGGUACAACUACUUUGACGGAAAUUUCUGGUAAUAACCCUGAACAAAUUUACCAGUUCUUUAGCUAUCAAAAUAAAAGUGACAAUUCGGAAUUGGGAAAAAAAGAAUCAACAGGAACACUAGCAUUUUACGCCACGUUAAAUGCCAUUUCAGCUUUGCCGCAAGAUGGAGCUUUACUUAUUUUUAUUGACAGAAAAAUUAACGACGAAGACUUGGCUGGACAUACAGGGAUAGUGAGAAAGAAAAAUAUCAAGGUUUAUGUCGUAUGGGGUGGUCCAUAUCCAACGAAAACGAGCGAAGAAAAAUUGUUAAAAGAAUUAUGUUCCUAUUCGGGUGGUUUAUUCUUAACAAAUGGAGUUAAAGAUUUGUCAAAAUACAAUUACAGAGGAUUUAUCAAUAAUAAUGAUACAAAUACUGUAGUGUCUACAAUACUUACAAAAAAGAAUCUAUCGUCCGACACGAAUUUUACUUUUCCAAUCGAUUCAGAAGUAACAUGCAUCAACUUAAUAUUAUCUCCAGAAAAUAUCGGAGGCACUUUAACGACACCAACAGGUCAGCACGUGGAUGUACAAGAUAACGAUUCGAUAACAUCGCAUGGAACUGGAUCGUUUGGUAUAACGGAACGAGGUCACAGGGAAGUGUAUUUGCAAAGCGUCGGCGUCGGCUUGUGGCGUCUCGACGUCAGAGCUUCGACGUUGGCUGUACCUUGUAAUGUAACGGUUUUUGUAUGCAGCAGGCUCACAGCGCAUGCCUAUUUUUUGAACGAAAACCCAGGUAACAAUUUGGACAAGAAUAAAAAGAAAAUACUAAAAUUGGACUUCACUGGACGUUUAGGUACUGUAAAUAAUAUUACUUUCAUUGACAGUACGGGACAUUUGCUAAAAAAUGAACUAAAAUACGAUGUCAUGAAGGGAUUCUUAGUGAAGGACAAUGAUAGAUUUAAUAAAGAUAUUGAUGUUGAAAUUGAUCAACUUCCUGAUCAGCCUUUUCAAGUUCUUGUACAAGGAACUGAUACAAAAGGGAACCAUUUUUCCAGAUUAACUUAUAUAAACGAAAAGAAUUAUAACAAUAAUGCGUUUCCACAACCAAUUUUAUCCGUAGAUGUAGGAUUGAAUUCUGAACUCAUAAUAACUGGUGGUAGACCAUCAAUAAUAACAUUUGAAGUAACAAACUUAAAAAGUGAGGCUGCAGAUGUAAGAUUUUACUGCAGAGACGAACAAUCUAUAUUAGGAAGCAUGCAACCUUACAGGAGAGUCUUUGCUCCACAAGAAACAACUCUAGUAACUUUAACUUUAACGAGUAGAUAUGGUACUUAUCAAGACUUAAUAACUUUCACAGCCUCGGUAGGAUCAGAAUAUGUCGAAAAAAAGGUUAUUGUAGAUGUAGGUAUGUCAUCACAGGUUACUACUGAUCACACUUUACCUUCUUUGGAUUAUUCCUACUUAAGUGAUUGUUCUAAAGUAAUAUUUUCGAGCUGUGAUCAAGGGACUUGGACUAUUGAAGCAAGAGCUAAAGAUACCGAUUCAGGUUUACUGCAAUUAACAUCAGUUCCUAAAGGGUUAUAUUUUAAAAAUGGAUUUACAACAGGUACCAAAGAAGAAGUUAGUGGUACAUACAGUGAUUCUUGUUGUAAUGCUGAUUUACAACUAACAGCCGUUGAUAGGGCUAACAACAGGCGGACAGUUACAGCAAAUGCUUACCGUGCCAUGUGGGGGCCAGGGCAAAUAGCAGCAGUAAUUUUAGGAAUAAUAUUGUUUAUUUUACUCAUUGUGCUGAUUGUAUACCUUAUUAGAAGAUGUUUAAAAAAGAGAGAAGAUUAUAAUCUUCCAACAUACCGAGGCGGGCGUAUAUGACAACUAAUUAACAAUAUCAGAGAUGAACAAAAGUUUUGGUACUAACCACCAACAAAGACUUUUAUUUCUUUUCAUUCCACUAGUUAUUAUCAAAUUGAUUUGUAAAAUACCUGAGCAUGAAAAGGACGGGUUAGAAGCAAACAGUAUUAAGCUCCAUCCAAUAAAAAAUAGUUAAAAUCAUAAAUUAGUAGCUAACAGAAAAAUUGUGAUAGUUAAGGAUUUAAUUGCAAUUUUAAAUGUGCUAUAUUUUAACAAAUUUUACUAUAAUUUACCUGUUUCAUAAUACCAUUGAGUUUGAUUUUGUCAAAACCAUCUCUUGUCAACUUUUAACUCAUUUUUAACUCCUUCAAAUAUUAGAAAUUAGAUGUAUUUUAUAUAACCUCG